CUUACAAUAAAUUUAAAGUCAAUCGUAGAAUGACACAUGACUACUACAAAAACAUUAUUCGUGAUGAGCAGGAAGAUUUUAUGGCUAGGAUGAGUAAACCACCGCAAGUUGCAGAAAACGAAGCUUUGUUAGAAAAUGUACUGGUGAUGAUCGUUUGUAUACUGACCAAGAUCCCUGUCUUUGUUAUUGGCGCGCCAGGUGCAUCGAAAUCACUUGCCAUUCGUUUGGUUUCACAAAAUCUCCGUGGUGGAGAUUCCGAUGAUUCUUAUUUUAGAACACUACCGCAGGUAUAUGUUAUUCCUUACCAAGGUUCAUCUUCUUCAACUUCGGAUGGUGUAGUGAAAGUAUUUAAGAAAGCGGAAGAAUAUCAAAAAACCAACUCAAAAGAUUUUCCAUUGAUUACCGUUGUCUUACUUGAUGAAGUUGGCCUGGCUGAGACUUCUCCACACAAUCCGCUAAAAGUCCUGCAUUCAUUACUCGAACCAAGUUACCCACAAGAAUUUCCCAAUGUUUCCGUUAUUGGAAUAAGUAAUUGGAGACUUGAUAAUUCAAAAUCAAGCAGAGCUCUGUUGAUACAAAGGCCAAAAUUUGAGGGGAAAGACCUUGAAGAUACAGCCCAUCGAUUAUUAAUAAAAAGCAAGAGCCUCCGAAUCUUUGGUGGCAACAAUAAGAUUUUACACGCACUAUCCGAUUCCUAUUUGGAAUACGAAAAAAAACAGCCGAUAAAGAACUUUCAUGGUCUUCGCGAUUAUUAUUCCCUUGUUAAAAGUCUCAGUUCCAGCGAAGACAAUCCGGAAUCCACACAGAUGGCGUUGGCAAGAAAUUUUGGUGGGACGAACAAUGUGGAUCAAUUAUGCGAAAAGCAUUUCGGCUCAGUCAUAAAAGCUUUUCACGGAAAGACCAUGAAAUUUAAGAAUUUUUCGGCGGAAGAACUCAUCAAAGCAAAUUUAGAAGACAAUGGGGCAAGGCAUCUUAUGAUUAUUGGAAAAAGUGAUUCCAUUGUCAAUCUGUUAACUUACAAACUCCAACAUUGGAGCAAUGAGCUGUCAAGAAAGCGUGAUUUUUUGGGUGCUUCCAAAAUCACCAGAUCUUCUGCUUGGGAUAUGGAACCUGUCGUCAUUUAUGGCAGUCAAUUUCCUAAUGAUUUCGACGAUGAUUAUCAAUACAGUGUUUUAAGUAGAAUCAUGAUGUGUGUUGAAGCUGGCAGACCUCUGAUUUUAACUGAUCUCGAAAUUAUCUAUGGGAGUCUCUAUGAUCUGUGGAAUCAAAAUUACAUUACCGUGGGCAGAGACGAUAAUCAAAAGUUUUAUACGCGAGUUGCACUAGGAGCCUAUUCGAAUCCGAUGGUUUGUGUGCACGAGAAUUUUAGGUGUAUCCUGGUACUUGAUGAGAAGAAAGUGGAUUUCGCCGAUCCACCGCUCCUUAAUCGAUUUGAAAAACAAAAAAUGUCAAUUAAUGAUACCUUGGAUGAUAGAAUGAGCCGACUUGUCAAAGAGCUAUCGACUUGGUGCAAACAAAUAUCAAAUUUUGUUAAAAAAGGCAAUUUCGCAAAAUCAGAAUUCAAAGAACGUGACACAUUCGUUGGAUUCGAUCCCGAAGAAACGUUGCAGAGCUUGGUUAUUCACAAUUGUACAACUACCGAUUUGGCAGAUGAGGAAAUAUUAGUCAGUUGUAAAGAAAUGCUUAUAAAUAUUGCAUCAGCAGAUGGUAUCAUAAGAUCAAGGAAUUCUGGAUUAUCUGUCGAUAUCGAGGAAAUUGAACGUUGGAAAAAUGUUUACUUCCAUGAACAACAUCAUGACAAUAUAGCCACAUAUAUUCGAUCGUUGUUAGAUGAAAAUUUGAUGAAAGGUCAAGGAUUUAAAACGGUCAUUAAUACCUUUUCGAACAUAAAUACCGACAUUGCAUCGUGCUUAAGUGAAAUCCUAACAUGCCAGGUUGAUAAAAUCUCGACUUUUAAAUCCGAAGCUCAACUUACUGCCAGGAUCAAGCACUUUUGGUUUGAAUCGAAUGCGGAUAUGUUGAUAUUGCAAUGUGAUUUGACAGCAGUGAGUGCCGGAUGCAUCAAGCUUGCGAAAUUCAUCAUCGAGCAACUGCAAAAAGAAUUCAUGAUUUCUGACGAGAAUCCAAUCGUGAAGCAUGUUUGCAUCAUUCUUCAUAUGAUGCGAGAGAACGAGGCUACAACAACGUCUUUUAAUUUUAUGUGCGGAUGGAAGCUUGUGACCAUAGAAAACCUAACCUCUCAAGGGCAAACAUUGACCGCCUAUCUUGAUAACAGCUUAAAUGAGAUUCUUGAGCAUGUGUAUCCGUUUAAAGAAAUCAUCUCUCAAGAAUUACUAUGGUGUCUACUCUGCAUGAAAUUUCCCUCGACUCCUGAAUCCGUUGACUAUAUAAAAUUGCUGGUCCAGGAAAUUCCAAAACAUGAAGAGUUUCUUGAUUGCCUAAGAGUUAGAACCCUCGAGUGGCUCGGUGAAAAUGUUCCAGAAGAUUGGCUUUUGCAGGUUGCCUCAAACAAAAAAGACCUGUAUUUGUAUUCUUCAUUCUCCGUGUCGUUGCAAACAUAUAUUCGUAAUCAAGUUCGAAAACCUAUCUCAAAGCUGCUUUGUGUUCUGGAACGAAUGUCUGGGCUUUCUCCGUUAUUCAUUAAAAAUGACCAGAUGCAUUUCGAUGACUUAUACGCUUACGACCCACCGUCGGAUGAACUAUUUGAAUUCUGGAAAAAAGUAUUCAUGGAUUCCAAAAUUGUCAACAUAGAAUAUUUGCUGGAUUCAAAGCCUGAUUUAUAUCAGAUACCCGCAAGAAAUCAUAACACUCGAUUUCCAUUUUCAACGUAUUACAUGGAUCAGAUAAAUAAAUUCAAGAAGUUGUAUCAGGAAGAUCUGUCAGUUUUGGAAGACGACGAAAAUAAUUAUGACGAAAUGGGUGAGCUAAGGAUCGAUGUCAUCGAGAGUUGCAUUGAAAGGUUUACCGAGAAUGUCUGUUCCGUAAUUCCUUUAUUGAAAUCACCGAAGCUCUUUGAGGAGCCUGAAAUUUAUUUUAAAGACUUUGUCACAGUUGCUUUGCCCAAAUUUGGAAAAUAUAAUAAGGAUGGAGAACUAUUGAGAUGGAUUAUCUUAUAUCAUCUAGGUCAGCAAAUUCCCAACCCGGUCAGACUCCACGUCUUUUGGUGGGGCAAAUCCGAAUCUGUGCUUGCCGAACUGCAAAUGAUGGAAAUGUGUCCGGAGGUCAUAAAAACAAUAACUUCCAUGAAAAAUGAUGAAAUCAGGAAUCUUGAUUUCGAAGCAUAUCUAUUGGAGGAAGUGGUUAAUGUUUUCAUGAAUAGGAUUUAUUCAAUUAAUGAUAAGUCGGCGCCUGAGCAGAUGCUUCACACCUGGCAAAGAGAUGUCACCAAUCUUUUAUCUCUGGCAACAAGACUGUUGAUCGAUGUUAAUGGAAAUCAAUCGUUGCAAAGAUUACGGAUUUAUAAUGACUUGUCCAAAUCCCUCAAGCUACAAGAUUUGCUAGAAAUCAGAAAGAUAGAAGUUGAAGAGGAAAGCGAAGAGAUGCUUUCUAAACAGUUCAUUGACAACGUUUUUAAGAAAUUGGCUAGUUAUGAUAAAAAUGAGCUCAGUCUAUCUUCACAAAGAUCAUUUAUAAAUAGAUGUCUCAACACACUUUCCAUAGAAUCACCUAUUCGUCUGCUCCUUUACACGAAUAAU
Acaulospora morrowiae is the source of this 3695-nucleotide messenger RNA. The record is from the annotation of a GenBank genome assembly. Lineage: Eukaryota; Fungi; Glomeromycota; Glomeromycetes; Diversisporales; Acaulosporaceae.